GGCCUCAUCACCAGAACAAGCCGAGUACGCUCCGGUUCAUAUCGCACCUCUCCACGUCCAAUGCCACCACAGUGCAUAGGUUUUGCACGUAUAUAUAAAUGCUCCUCCGUAACAGUGCCAACUCGUUCACUAAGAUACGUAUUUUGCAUGGGUUUCUAAAUUAACUCUCUGUUUUAAUUAAUUACUUUUCCUUUGAGCAUUUUCUUACUGUAUUUUUAUGAUUAAUUUGUUGUGGAGUCAUGAAAAGAAGUAGUGCAAUGUUUUGGGGAGUGGUUUGUUUGUGUUUGUGGUUUUCUUCGACUUGUGUCGUUGAAGCUAAGAGGAAAGCAAGGUUUUCGAGUGAUGUGAGUCGUAGAAUGAUAGGUAUGGGAUUAGGACACAGGCGUGGUGAAGUAUUCGCCCAUCAUGUAACUGCAGAUAGUGGUUAUGGAGACUGCCCUGGUGCUGGUUCAGGGAGUAAGGGAUGUGUAGGCCGUGAUGGUGGUAGUGGCGGCAGAGGGGGAGGUAUGGGCAAUGGAGGAAGUGGUGGUUUUGGAGGUGGGGGAGGUGUUGGCAGUGGCGGAAGUGGUGGUUUCGGUGGUGGGGGAGGUGUUGGCAGUGGCGGAAGUGGUGGUUUCGGUGGUGGGGGAGGUGUUGGCAGUGGAGGAAGUGGUGGUGGGGGAGUUGGCAAUGGGGGAAGUGGUGGUUUCGGGGGUGGGGGAGGUUUUAGAAGUGGGGGAAGUGGUGGUUUCGGUGGUGGCGGCGACGGAGGUUAUGGAGGUGGCGGUGGUGGCUUUGGUGGUGGCGGUGGCUUUGGUGGUAGCUACGACCCGGGGCGUGGGGUUGGAGGUGUAGGGUUUGGUACUGGCGGUGGCUACAGUUACGGCAAUGUAGGAGGUGGGGGUGGUGGAGGAGGGUGGUCAGGAAAUGGCGACGGGGGAUAUGGUUCUCCAGGUGCAGGAAAAGGUGGCAAAUAUGGUUCAGCUUCUACAUCUCAAAAGGACCAUCCACGGAAAUAA
This is a messenger RNA of Hibiscus syriacus, 998 nucleotides long. RefSeq names its product acanthoscurrin-1-like. The record is from RefSeq and is a predicted model, not a curated record. Bases 240 to 998 code for a protein of 252 amino acids. Lineage: Eukaryota; Viridiplantae; Streptophyta; Magnoliopsida; Malvales; Malvaceae. The transcript has a single exon.